This is a messenger RNA of Platichthys flesus (European flounder), 778 nucleotides long. RefSeq names its product small integral membrane protein 10-like protein 2A. Lineage: Eukaryota; Metazoa; Chordata; Actinopteri; Pleuronectiformes; Pleuronectidae. Bases 369 to 569 code for a protein of 66 amino acids. The transcript has 3 exons. The record is from RefSeq and is a predicted model, not a curated record.
ACGAUCUGGUGCAUUUUAGAGACUGUGGAGAAGCUGAAAAACCAGCAACGCAGCAGAGCAUUGCACAAACAUGUCGGUGUAAAGCUGGAGUUUAACUCGUCGCGUUGCUCAACAGACUCGGGGCGUGAAAGUCCCACAUGCCACUUCCGUGUGUCACACCAUCACCCGUCCCCCUGCAAUCAGCAGGAGCUGUUGGGGCGGAGCACCUCUGCCAACACAAGCAACCUCGUAAAGAAAGAUGGAGCUCGGAGUGAGACAGUGGUAAGAAAAUGAGCUGUCACCCCGCAACCUCUUCUCCCGUCGCCGGUUCUUCUCUGUAGCUGACACCGUCUUCUUGCAGAGAGCUCCCGCGGGCCGACAGCGCCUCUAUGGCGGCUCUGUCCCAUCUCGUGCUCCGGUUCUCGGACUCCGCCGGUCGCUCGUACGGCGUCUUCUCCAAAGGCUUGACGAGGACUUUGUUGAUAUUCUUUGAUCUCGCAUGGCGGCUGCGGAUCAGAUUCCCAUACAUCUACCUCGUCGCCUCCAUGAUGUUUAAUGUCAGAUUACAGGUGCACAUUGAAAUCCACUGAUCAGUCUCCAGUGCCUGCAUUUGGACUCAGAAAAGAGCACUGCCAUGUUUCAGUCCUCUCCAGGCGACUGGCGGACGCUGCGGCUGCUUGCUGAGAGGAAGUGUAAUUCUGCAGACUGCUGGGGCGACGCAAUAAUGUGACAGCGCCUGUUGCCGUGGUCAGCCCGCGUCACGCGAGCCCAGUGCCUUUUUGUGGUGGGGGGGGGGGGG